Messenger RNA from Chironomus riparius, 1626 nucleotides. The record is from the annotation of a GenBank genome assembly. Lineage: Eukaryota; Metazoa; Arthropoda; Insecta; Diptera; Chironomidae.
AUGAAUCUUUUUCAUAGGAUGAAAACGAAAUCUUUUAGUAUUAUAUUGAUCUUCUUAGUUAACAUUCGAAAUUAUGCAUUUGCAUUGGAUUUUGGAAUUUGUGAGGUCAUCAUACCACAAUUAGUCGUAACAAAUUUAUCAACACCUUACUGGAUCAACAAAAGCAUUCAAGGAUGCUGUAAGGGCUUCAUCAAGAAAGCCGAUAAAUGUGAACCCGAUUGUGGGAGAGUAAAUUGUGUGAAUAGCUAUUGUAUUGGAAAUAAUACGUGCCAGUGCAAUACAGGCUACCAUAAAAUCAGCGAGUACAACUGCAUGCCAACAUGUGAUCAUCCAUGUGGUGUCAAUAUGGAAUGUUCAGAACCAAAUCAUUGUACAUGUAAAAGAGAUUACAAGAAAACCAACGAGACACAUUGUGAGCCAAUCUGUUCAUUUACCGAGGAAGAUUUUGAUUGUAUAAAUGCUUAUUGCUUCGCACCCAGUAAGUGCCGAUGUCAUGAAGGAUUCAAACAAAUAUCAGAAUUUGAAUGUGAAGCGAUGUGCAAUAAUUGUAGGAAUGGAAAUUGUGUUGGACCAAACAAUUGCGAAUGUAAUGAAGGAUAUGAAAAAAAUUCAAAUGGAACUUGUAUGCCACAAUGUGUUCCUGCCUGUAUUAAUGGCAACUGCGUAAAACCAAACCUUUGUCAAUGUCACGAGAACUUUAAGAAAUAUUUAAUACCAAAUGAAUGUUUCGAGGCUAAUGUGAUCAAGGAUCUUAGAGAUUGCCGUCGAACAUGCACGAAUGGAAGCUGUAAUAAAAAUGCAACAUGCAUAUGCAAUUAUGGAUAUGAAAUGUACAACGGCAAGUGUUCUAAAAUUUGCCAUAAAAAGUGCAUUAACGGCAAAUGUUUAGAGGAUCAAUGCGUAUGUCCACCAGAUUAUAAAUUAUCAAUCGAGACGUCAACAUGCAUGCCAAUUUGCUCAUUUGAAGAUGGACAUGAUUGCAUUAAUGGCGAUUGUAUAGGACCAAAUAUUUGUGAAUGCUAUCCGGGUUACAAAUUUUUAGAUAAUCGCAACUGUACAUGUGUUGCAAUGUGCGAUCCGCCAUGCAUGAACGGAGUUUGUACUACCGACGGAUGCAUUUGUCAUGAAAAUUUUUAUAUGAUAGCGGACAAUGAGUGCAUAAAGAAUUGUAGCGAGGGAUAUAUGUGGCUACAUGAUGAUUGUGUUGAGAAUUUUGAUUUUAAUAAUUUUGAUGAUGAAUCAACAACUGAAAUGAUUACGAGUACAAUGAUUGAGACAACUACGGAGGUGGUGACAGAAACGACAAAAGUUGAAACUACGACAAUGCUGGAGACAACGACGGAGGAGGAAGUGACAAUAAGUGACAUUUUCGAAGAGUCAACGAGGCACUUAGUGAUGGCAGAAAAACCAGUCGAGCCAGAAAUUUCUACAGUACUUAUAGUGGUCUUAUCAUCAAUAGCAUUUCUUCUCAUCUGCAUACUCAUAGCUUUUUAUGUGCUGUACAGUUAUGUUUUUCCCAAGCAUAUUUAUUUUGUUCAAGAGAAAGAACAAUCAACAAAUUGUGUAUACUUUACAAAACAACAGGAUCGACAUCCAUCAGUGCCAGUAACCGAGUUCAAUAUUUGA